Molecule: messenger RNA, 1965 nt
Organism: Ascoidea rubescens DSM 1968
Lineage: Eukaryota; Fungi; Ascomycota; Saccharomycetes; Ascoideales; Ascoideaceae
Product: glycerol proton symporter of the plasma membrane, subject to glucose-induced inactivation
Exons: 1
Coding region: 1-1965 (654 amino acids)
Biological process (GO): carbohydrate transport; transmembrane transport
Cellular component (GO): membrane
Molecular function (GO): carbohydrate:proton symporter activity
Source: RefSeq, a predicted model, not a curated record
AUGUCUCUACAGUCUAUCCCUGAAGAAAUUCAGAAUCCAAGCGUGUUAAUUGGAAAAAAAUUGCUAUAUUUCACUUCAGUGUUUGUUUCACUCGGUGUGUUUUUAUUUGGAUAUGAUCAAGGUGUAAUGUCUGGUAUAAUAACUGGACCCCAUUUUAAAUCGUAUUUCAACAACCCCUCUAGAGCCGUUAUUGGAACCAUGGUUGCAAUAUUGGAAAUUGGUGCUUUAGCAUCUUCUCUUCUGGUUGGAAAAAUAGGUGAUAUAAUAGGUCGUCGAAAGACAAUAAGAUAUGGAGCCAUAAUUUUUGUAAUAGGUGGUGUAAUUCAAACAGGUGCAACAAAAAUGCUAGAUCUAAUCUUUGGAAGAAUCAUCAGUGGUAUUGGCGUUGGUUUAUUAUCAACAAUUGUACCCGUUUAUCAAUCUGAAGUAUCUCCUCCUCAUAAUAGAGGUAAAUUAAGUUGUAUUCAAUUUACUGGUAAUAUUGUGGGCUAUAGUUCUUCUGUUUGGGUUGACUAUUUUUGCUCAUUUAUUGACAAUAAUAAAUCAUGGAGAAUUCCUUUACUAAUUCAAUGUAUCAUGGGUUUUUUACUAUUCCUAGGAUCUUUUAUAAUCAUUGAAACUCCAAGAUGGUUACUAGAUAAUGACCAUGACACGGAAGGCUUAAUAGUUAUAGCUGAUUUGCACACUGAUGGUGAUGUCACAGACGAAAAGGCAAAAGCAGAAUACAGAGCCAUAAAAGAAGAUGUCUUAAUGCACAGAUUAGAUGGCGAAAAGACAUAUUCCUAUAUGUGGUCCAAAUAUAAAAAAAGAGUUAUUAUCUCUGUUCUUGCUUUAGCUUUUGCUCAGUUGAAUGGUAUCAAUGUUAUCUCUUAUUAUGCUCCAAUGGUAUUUGAACAGGCUGGUUGGGUCGGCAGAGAUGCUAUAUUAAUGACAGGUUUCAAUUCUUUGGUGUACAUCUUAAGUACAAUUAUUCCAUGGUAUAUUGUUGACAAAUGGGGAAGAAGACCAAUUUUAUUAUCUGGUGCAUUAGUAAUGGGGAUUUCCUUAUGCUUUAUUUCUUUAUUCAUGUAUCUAGCUAUUCCUCUAACUCCAGUCAUAGUAGUGGUUUUUGUUGUUAUAUUCAAUGCCGGCUUUGGUUACUCAUUUGGUCCCUUGGCUUGGGCUUUACCUCCAGAAAUCUUACCUGUUUCUGUUAGAAGUCUUGGUUGCUCAUUAUCAACUGCAACAAAUUGGGCUUGUAAUUGGUUGGUCGGUGAAAUGACUCCAAUUUUACAAGAAUGGAUUGAAUGGAGACUAUAUUUGAUUCACGCUUUAUCGUGCUUUAUAAGUUUUGUUGUGUUUUAUUACAUGUUACCUGAAACCGCUGGUGUUAAAUUAGAAGACAUGAAUACCUUAUUUAAUGAUGGUGGCUCUACCAUCUACGCUGCUUCUCAAUAUUCAAGGAUUAAUGAUAGUUUUGAUGAUUUUGAACAAAGCUCCUUUAUUAGUAAUCUGGAUUACCAAUAUAAUUCCUUGAAUGAACAAGUUGAUGAAAAUGGAACUUCCAAUAUGAAUAGGGUCAUAAGUAGUGAUCAGUUUUCAAAUGCUGGCCAAGGAAAAGUCUCUAUUCCUUCUCAAGCAGCUUUAGCGAGACAGCAAGCUUUAAUAAAUCCAUCAAAUGUAUCAAUUUAUAAUUCAACUUCUCACAUACCUUCAAUUGUUCCUGGAAACAAUCCAAAUGUGACCGGCAACGCUAACCAAUCCGUAUUUAUUCAGGCAGAAGAUAUUGAACCACCAAAUUUCGAAGAUGUUCUUGCAUUUAAGUCUAACGAUACUCACAGUAUUAAAGGAUCAAUAAGAAGAGGAAGUGAAUCUGUGAAAGGCCUAUUAGGUAAAGUCUUUAAAAAAGAUACAAGCUACUCAGCUAUUAAUGACGAACCAAGUUCAAUUGAUAAUCAUGCCGACAAUCGUUCUGUUCAUGAAUAG